AUGUCAAAUAAUUUGAAAAGAACGGCUUCACCAGUGAGAGGAUGCAAUAAUACACACAAGAGAAAAGCAGAAUUUAGCACACCACCUAGGCCACCAAGAAUUGCUUUGGACCCAAUUGUUAAUAAUUCAACUCCAUCUUGUUCUACACCUGCUAACUUAAGUGACACAUGCACACAAAACAAUCGAUUUACAGCACCAUUUCCCCCUUCAGUGUCAGAUAACUCUAAUGAUAAUCUCAUUCCAACCACCCCUGUACAGUUUGUUAACAACUCUCCAUUGCGAGAAGAGGAGCUACUACUCUAUUCUAUGAUGACCCUUGUGUUUCCAAUUUACCAAAUUACUGGUGUGAAAUACAGUAGUCACAGCAUUCGAAAUUAUUUUCAUCGAGUUUACACAAACAAAGUGAAGGGUUUUGGAAAAACAAAAGGUACGUCCAAUCACCUACUCACUCCAGUCUUACAAGGGGAACAACUGGAUGAGACAACAAUGAAUUCAUUGCUACAUCAAUUGAAGUCUCAUUGCAUACAACAGGGCACAUCAACCCCUCUAGAUAACAAAGCAGAAUGCUGCCUAGACAAAGAAUAUGACAUAAACUAUGUUAACCAAAUGUUUGAAAAGACCAUUAUGCUCGAAUUAAAUAGUAAGUGGUCCAAGCAGUUUAACAGUGAUAAAAACACCAUUCAUUUCUACCAGUUUGGCAAAUGUCUUGGUUAUGCAGAAAAGGAGAUAUCACUCACAGCAGCAGGCACUUGGUCCAUAUUCUUGGAAGGGAAGCAUCGGAGUGUUGAUUUAGGCUGGACAGACAUCCCAGAUACAGUAAGAAAGUGCAACGAGCUGAAACAUCUUCUUGACACAAUUGGGAACAUGAAACUAUGCCAGGGUUGUCCAUUCGACAAGUACAAGCCUCUUUAUGAGACACACGAGUCAGAAUCACAACAACUGUUCAAGACAAAGGAUGGAACUCCAGCAGCAUUUGUGGACAUCUUGAUGUCUAAAAAUAAAGAAAAAAUAGCAAGAUCUUCAAAAUGCAUAUUACUUCUUUGGCAAGACGAUUCAAUAGAAACACCAGACACUUGCAAAGCAUGUGAAAGUACAGAUCAUUACCUAAGAACAAAGCUGUCAAGAUUAAAAAAUAAACAACCCAAUGCAGACCAAAAGACAGUGAGAUAUGACUACAUGUCAAAAGACGAACUUCUACAAGUUGCACGAAAUUCAGUAAAAGAAAUGAAAUCCUGGAAACAAAAAUGUCAAAGAUUAGAUGAAUACAGAGAUACGAUGACCACAGUGGGCAGAAAAACUGACAAUGAUUUGCAAACUAUUUUCAAAAACAUGUAUGAAGGAAUUUUAGACAAAAAACAAGUUCUACACAAUCCUGUAUGCAGAUGGCAAGAAUGUGGUAAGCAAUUUGAAAAUGUGGAACUGCUAUAUGAGCAUGCCAAACAGCAUAUUGAAAAAAUCGACACAGCCUCAAUUGCACCAAUACAUCGAAGGUACCAUUGUGCAUGGGAAACAUGUGACAAACACUAUGCAAAACUUAAGUUGCUCCAGAAUCAUUUAAGAGAACACACAGGUUAUGCCAAAGAUGAAUUGAUGGAAGUAUUAUUAAAAGAUCAAGCAACAGCUUUAAAUACCCCCUCAAAACAAAUGAGAUGGCAUCCCUUGAUAAUCCAAUGGUGUUUGAAAAUGUAUUCUAAAUGACAUUCAGCAUAUGAAGGAAUGCGUUCAUCUGGAGCCCUUCGAUUACCAAGUGGAAGGACCCUCUCAGAUUACAAGAACUACAAUUCUCCUCAAUCUGGAUGGCACUCCGGAACAUUACAAAAUAUGAAAAACAAAUUUGAGAAGAUGAAAGCACCAAAGCGUGGAAAAUUAGGAGGACUAUUUUUUGACGAAGUUAAGAUCAAGGAAGGACUUGUAUUUGAUAGUAGUUCUUGGGAACUAAUUGGUUUUAUAGACAUAAUUGAAGAGAAAGACCAACAGACAAAGCCAAUAGAUAGUCUGGCAACACAUGUCCUUCAAUUUUUCUACCGAAGUAUAUUUUUUAAGUUUGAUUUUCCAUGCGCCUAUUUCCUAACUAAAGUGCAACAGCUGUUCAGAUCAAUAGAAUGUUUUGGCUUGGUGUUAGCCUAUUACAUAGCUAUGGAUUUGAAAUAAUCCUGGUAUGUUGUGAUGGAGCAUCAACUAACAGGACUUUCUACACAAUGAACACCAAUAAUCAAUUCCACUCAGAAGGCUCUAAUCCAUUUACAAAUAAACCUAUCUUUUUUAUGUCCGACCCACCUCACUUAAUGAAGAAAUUACGAAACAACAUUUUUAACAGUGGCUUCAAAGAAAAAAACAAAAGGUUUACAAGGAAAAUGACAAAUGGUGACAAAAAUAUUUUGUGGGAGUAUGUCAACGAUGUUUACAAUCGGGAAAGGUUAAGAAGCAUUUAUGUAACUGAUCUCCGUUGUUCACACAUCAACCUGGACAAUUUAAGCAAGAUGAGAGUGAAAUUAGCAGUGCAAACACUGUCUUCCAAAGUGGCUGAUGAAAUGAAAACAUCUGACAACGAAAGAACUGCUGCAACACAAGAAUACAUUUCUGUUUGCAGUAAAUUUUAGAAUGUUUUAAAUUCUUCAAAGUUAUUAAGAGAAUCAAACUGUAAUGAAAUGAACAUUCUAGAUGAUGUUGUCAAAUACUUUAUGGACUGGCAGAAAAGCUUGGUUACCAUUUCAGAGAAGAAAGCUGAACAAGCAAAACAUUUUACAUCAUGGCAAACAAUGUUUGAUUUAAUGGGAGGACCCAGUUUUACUUACACAUGGUUCGAAAUAACGGUUCGUGAAUCACUAAUCAAUUUUCAUUUUUCAUGAACCCAAUUUCUGAAUUUCAUAGAAAUUGAUCAAAAUCACGAAUCAAAAGUCUCUCAAAUUGGUAAAAAUAUACAAUAAUAAAUUCAGUUCUUUGUAAAUGUGAUGGAGAAUCAUACAUUCUGAAGAUAUUGUUGUUAAAUUAUAAUUCCACCCAAAAUUCUAUUUCUUUGCGAGUUUGUGAUGUAUAUUAUAUAUUUAAAAAUUACAGUGCUUCCACUUUUUAACUUCCAAUUACAGAAUAUUCCUUGAAAAUUCCUUAAAAUUUUGUUAAAAUAAAAAAAUUAAUUCAUGAACCGUUUUUUCAGAAUUAAUUCGAACCCUGUUACAUAUAAUUAAUGUAGAUUCAGAACUGCCAAGAUUUAUUUAUUUUGUUAAUUAUGGAAAGUAAUGAGUUAUAAAUUAUAUUUGUUUUUUAAGGGUACCAUAGAUGCCUUAAAAGGACUCCUAAAGUUCAUGGAAAGUGACAAAUUUCAAGAAGAAUAUGGUGAACUAUUUCUAAUACCUGGAAAACUUAAUCAAGACUUUGUGGAGUCCUUUUUCUCAUGUCAGAGACAAAUGUGUGGUGGAACACAAAAUAUGACUGCCUAUGUGUAUGCAUACAACAUUAAUGGGUGCAGUUGUUUUCAAACAGCAAAAGCAUUGGGAAAGAAGCAGACCAACGUAUAUGAACUAGAGGAAACAUUGUCAUACUUUGAGGGAGACUGCAAACUUCCACGAAGAAGAAAUGACAAUAGCAUAUUUAAAACAGUUGAAUGGUACAUUGAAAUAUGA
Paramuricea clavata is the source of this 3620-nucleotide messenger RNA. The record is from the annotation of a GenBank genome assembly. NCBI's taxonomy places the organism in Eukaryota, Metazoa, Cnidaria, Anthozoa, Malacalcyonacea, Plexauridae.